This is a messenger RNA of Alligator mississippiensis (American alligator), 1287 nucleotides long. RefSeq names its product squalene synthase. Bases 1 to 990 code for a protein of 329 amino acids. The record is from RefSeq and is a predicted model, not a curated record. Gene Ontology annotation, biological process: cholesterol biosynthetic process; farnesyl diphosphate metabolic process. Gene Ontology annotation, molecular function: squalene synthase [NAD(P)H] activity. The transcript is spliced from 6 exons. Lineage: Eukaryota; Metazoa; Chordata; Crocodylia; Alligatoridae. Gene Ontology annotation, cellular component: endoplasmic reticulum membrane.
AUGUCCAUCAGUUUGGAAACCAAGAUCCCAAUGUUGUGUGAGUUCCACUCAUACCUGUAUCAGCCAGAGUGGAGGUACAUGGAGAGCAAAGACAAGCACAAGCAAGUGUUGGAGGACUUCCCAACGAUCUCCUUGGAGUUCAGGAACCUGGCCAAGGUGUAUCAGGAUGUGAUCGCUGAUACUUGCCACAAGAUGGGACUGGGGAUGGCGGAGUUCUUGGAAAAGAGGGUCGAUUCCCUGCAGGACUGGAACAAGUAUUGCCAGUAUGCCAUUGGACUCUCUGUGAUUGGUUAUUCCCGUCUCUUCUCUGCAUCGGAGCUUGAAGACCCAAUCAUAGGACAGGACACAGAGCUUGCAACUUCCAUGGGGCUUUUCCUGGAGAAAACCAACAUCAUUCGUGAUUACCUGGAGGACCAGCUGGAGGGAAGGGAAUUCUGGCCCACAGAGGUCUGGAGCAGGUAUGUCAAGAAGGUCUCGGAUUUUGCCAAACCAGAGAAUGCUGACCUGGCUGUUCAGUGUAUGAAUGAAAUGAUUACAAACGCUCUCCAACACAUCCCUGAUGUCCUCAAGUACUUGUCCAGACUCAAAACCCAAAGUGUCUUCAACUACUGUGCUAUUCCACAGGUGAUGGCCAUAGCCACGCUGGCUGCUUGUUACAACAACAAAGAAGUAUUUAGGGGUAUAGUGAAGAUUCGGAAGGAACAAGCUGUCACUCUGAUGAGGGAUGCCACCAACAUGCAGGCUGUCAGAGCUAUAAUGUCCCAGUAUUUGGAAGAGAUUUAUCAGAAAAUCCCAAGCACAGACCCUUCUUCUAACAAGACCAAGGAGAUCAUUACCUCUCUUCAGAAAAUGAUUUUGCCCCAUGGCACAAUGGUGUCCUGUAAUGGUUACUCUGCCAUCUACCUGUCAGGUGCCAUGCUGUUGGCAGUGCUGGGCUGGCAGUAUCUGAGUGCAAUGUCAAAGGUGUCAAAGGAAUGCACCCAGGCCUGAGAGAACUGAGGGUGGCCAUGGGGGAUUGCACAGGCCAGUGGCUGGGCAAUGUUUUGGGUUGUGUACUUUGUCUCUUUCUUUUUGGGGUGCUGUGCUGCAGACUUCCUGGCCACCAUGUGACCUCUGAGACUGAUGCUGUGAAUGGAUCGCAAUGUCUGGAGGUGUCACUUGGCCCAGAAAUACUGAACAUAAGAAUGGCCAUUUACUGGGUCAGACCAUAGGUUCAUCCUGGCCAGUACCUUGUCUAAUGGGGUGCAUACAGGAGUUCUGGAAAUCUUUUAGGGAGGUGCUAUAACU